AUGGAGGAAUUCCAGCACCUUUGUCAAGGUCUGAUCACAGUAGACCAGUAUGAGGCAAAGUUUGUCAAGCUGUCGCAGUAUGCCCCAAGACUAGUAGAACAUCUAAAGGAUAGAACUAGGAGGUUCAAGAAUGGCCUCCAGUCGGAGCUGAAGAAUCUGCUGGUGCCGUUAAAUCUAAAGAAUUAUAAUGAGUUAUUGGCUCAAGGAGCAUCUUGUUUAGAUACGAUAGUUGAGGAGCCGAAAGUGGAGAGCAUCGUUGUGGUACAGAAGUUUUCUAAUGCGUUUCUUGAGGAAUCAUCCGAUUUGCUCCUAGAAAGGAAGAUUGAGUUCGUGAUAAUGUUUUUCGACGACAUUCUGGUGUACUCGAGAAGUCUAGAGGAGCACGAAAAGCAUUUGAGGAUAGUACUCCAGAUUCUGAGGAACCAUGAAUUGUAUGCCAAGUUCAACAAGUGUGAGUUUUUGUUGACUCGUGUUGCUUUCCUAGAUCACGUGAUUUUAGGCGAAGGAAUCUUCGUAGACUCGACCAAGAUUGAAGCGGUGAUCAACUGGCUAAGACCGACUGUCAUGACAAAGAUCAUAAACUUUAUGGGAUUGGCAGUUAUUAUAGAAGGUUCGUGGAAUGAUUCUCAGCAUUAG
Molecule: messenger RNA, 636 nt
Organism: Eucalyptus grandis
Lineage: Eukaryota; Viridiplantae; Streptophyta; Magnoliopsida; Myrtales; Myrtaceae
Exons: 3
Coding region: 1-636 (211 amino acids)
Source: RefSeq, a predicted model, not a curated record